Molecule: messenger RNA, 327 nt
Organism: Striga hermonthica
Lineage: Eukaryota; Viridiplantae; Streptophyta; Magnoliopsida; Lamiales; Orobanchaceae
Source: the annotation of a GenBank genome assembly
AUGAAGCUCUCUAACUCAAAAACCCUCCCCUUUUUGAUGAUAUUUGUGCUUGUGAUUGCUAGUUUUGUGCAGGAAAGCACGGCUCAUCCAUGCGGGAGCACGUUUUUUUCGGCACUCGUCCAGCUCAUACCUUGCCGGGCAGCUGUGUCUCCUUUCAGCCCGAGUCCUCCAACCGAGUCUUGCUGUGACUCGGUCAAGGCUCUUGGGCAACCUUGUCUUUGUGUGCUUGUUAAUGGGCCCCCGAUUUCUGGCGUUGAUCGGGCCAUGGCUAUGCAGCUGCCCGAAAAGUGCACUGCAAACUUCGAACCAUGCGAAAUCGAUAAAUGA